GAGCUGGGUGACUGAGCCUUGAGACUUUGCUGUGUCCGGUUCAAGCCAAGCCUAGUGACUAUUAUGAUGAAGCUGCCAGUGUUGUUUCUUCUGGUCCUGCUGGCUCCGUCCUCAGCCAGUCUUCAGGACACUGUAAAGAAGAGCUCACAGCACACAAAUGUCUCCAUACUGAACCAAGGUCCAGAGGACAGGAUUCCUGAAAUCAUCUCUAACAGAACAAUGCUAACACAUCGAUUUCUUCCUUCUUCAUCUAUCUUGAGACAGAAGAGACAGGCUCAACCUCCCAACUUAAAUUAUAAAAGCGCCAACCUGAAAUGGCUGACCUGGAACGGCACCCUCCCUAAAGGAUCUGUGUCGAUUUACAAUGAAUAUGUUGGUCGCAUUGACUACGUCUGCAAGUACAAGUGUGAUGCCGGUUUCUACAGCCCCGCCAUGGGUUCUUAUUGCCACUACCCCUAUAAAAAGAAAGAGCUUAAAAGCAACACGUUUGAGAUUCUAGUAAACAAAGACAACUUUGAGAUCCUUGAGUGGAAGGACGGCUCCUAUGGUUCAGUGCCCCAAAAUUCAGUCAAAACCUGUUCCAAAGGGGACAUAUAUGUUGGGAAGAACGUUUAUGGUCUCGGGAAGGUACAUGUUAAGCAUAAGGCCUUCUACCUUCCCUGGAAAGGUUCUGAGUAUUGGUAUAAGAAGAGUUACAAGGUCCUGGCCUAUGACGUUGAUGUAUACAGCGAGCACAUGUCCAACAUCAAGUACAACAUAAAAAGCGCUACAUUAUUCAAGUAUCCCCCAGAGACCAUGCGCACCUCUGCCAUCACCAAUAAUGAGUGCAAGCAAGUGUCAAAAAGUGUCUCUCUCUCAGUUACAAAUCGGCUGCAGAAAACGUGGAACAUUGGCUCUUCCAUCAGGGCUGGUAUUAAGAAGACCUUCACAGCAGGAGUCCCCGGUAUCGCCUCCGGAAGUAUUGAGAUCAGCGCUGAUGUGUCAUUACAGUUCUCAGGAGGACACACUGUAACAGAAGAGUCCUCCUACUCUACUUCUGUGCAGGUCACCAUCCAACCAAACCACUACUGCAGUACCCGUUUGGUGGGAUAUAAGUACAAGACAAAAAUCCCUUUCACUGCACACGUCAGCCGCACCUACAGCAACGGAGAAGAAACUUGGACACUGAUCACUGGGACGUACGAAGGUGUCCAGGUUGGAGAUAUCCAAGCUGUGGUGGACCGAUGCAAACCUUUAACUAAUGCCAAACCUUGCUCCCAAAAGAUACUAAGAUAAUGUGCAUUAAAAAGUCUGAUGAAAAGCUGAUCCUGAAUCACAAUGUGUUUCAUAAAAAGCAAAUUGUGAUACAAAAUGAAUCAUUGUACAUGUUGAAUAGAACAUGUGAGAUUAAAUUCGGCAUUACUGAAAUCAGUUUUAGGGUCACACUUUUUAGACUAAUAUUUUUGAGGUUUGAAUAAGCCAACCUUGUUCACAUUUGGAUGAAUAACAAUAAAUAUACGCAGCACAUUCUGAAACAAAGUUAUAGAGUUUAUUUUACAGUAAAAUAGCAGAGUGUGUUGUAUUUUAUGGAAUUAACAAAUUAACUAACAUAUAAAAAAUUUAACCAUUUCCCGACUUUUCAAAUACUUCUCUUUACACCAAAUGAAUCUCAGCGUAAGUUAAACCAGGAAGAUUAUCUUUAUGCUUCAUUUGUUAUGGUUUUUAGUCUUAUCCUGUUGUCCUCUGUUGUAUUUGGUUACAUCCAUCCUUGGUCUUGUUUGUAGCUUUACUUCCUGUUAUUUUGUAAUCAUCUGUCUGGUGUACAUGUUUAGCUUUGUUUCCGGUGGUGUUAAUGUUCCUGUUGUGCAAUGGAUAAGACACAUGCCUUUGGUGUGAGAAACCUGGGUUCAAUUCCCCACUGCGACCCAUCCACCAUUGUGUCCCUUAAUCCCUAGUUCCUCCAGAGGCGUGCGACCUCUGACAUGUACAGCAAUUGUAAGUUGCUUUGGAUAAAAGUGUCAGCUAAAUGAAUAUGUUCCACUUGUCCACUCCUCACUGUAUUUCAUGUGCUCAGUUCUUUUUUUAAAAUAUAUUUUUGGGCUUUUUGGCUUUAUUACAUAGGAUAGCUGAGAGUAAGGAAAUAUGCAAGAGAGAGAGAAAGGGGACAACAUGCAGCAAAGGACUUGAAUCCGGGCCGCUGUGGCGAGGACUCUGCCUCUGCACAUGGGGCGUGUGUUCUAGUGGUGAGUUAACCAGAGCCCCAGUGUGCUCAGUUCUGUUCAGUCGUUGUUGUAUCCUCAUUGCCAAGUGUCUCAAUUGUGUGUUCAACUGUGGAUUUUUGAGUAUUCUGCCUGUUGUUUCUUCACUGUAUGAACUCACCUUUGUUUGGCUAUUAGCGGCACAACUUUGUAUAUGCCCUGAGUUAUUCUGUAAUGAAAUAAAUAUCACAAACUGUG
Molecule: messenger RNA, 2435 nt
Organism: Micropterus salmoides (largemouth bass)
Lineage: Eukaryota; Metazoa; Chordata; Actinopteri; Centrarchiformes; Centrarchidae
Product: natterin-3-like
Exons: 3
Coding region: 64-1275 (403 amino acids)
Source: RefSeq, a predicted model, not a curated record